AGGUAAAGUAAAACAGGUUCCGCUAUCGCGAACCUGUAAUGAUCUAAUGAUGCCCCCUUCAGGGAUGAUAUGGUAUCAACCACAACAGUUUGAACGAAGCGCGUGUGUACCUGAGCUGAGUCCGCGGCAUUACGUCCACCUGGCCAGGCGUGAGCGUCAUCAUACAUUCAAGACCGGUUUAUGUGGGAGUAGGUAAACACUGCAGCUUAGUGGGAAAAGAAAUCAGGCAACAGAACUCCUCGUCGGCCCAGUGAUCGUUAAUCAUUUACAGGCACGUUUCUUGGUGCAUCGUUUUCUCCCGCCUUGUGUUGACCCCGGUCCCGGACAGGGAGCCAGUGCCACUCUACCGGGAAAUAUGAAGACGCAAAAACUCCAAUGCGGAAGUGUUGGGUGUGAGCUUGUUCUGGAGGUUCAAGAGGAUGUUCCUGUUCAACUGAAUCCAGAGGAUUUGUGACGGUAGCAGGAAGUGACCUUUACUACAACCAUAAAUGGCCAGCAGAGAGCACAGCAGCCACAGUGUGGAUAAUUUUGUUGUCGUUGAUGAUUUCUUCUCUGAGGCCUCAGGCCCCGGUGGUUAUGAGUCAGCCAUCGUGCAGCUGGUCACCCACUUGAAUGAAGUGCAGGAUUCCUUGAACAGUCUCUUCAAGGAGCUCAGUAAGGAUGAAGCAGGGACAAUCAUUGACCUCCUUAGCUGUUCACAGAACAGCCCAGAGUACAGGAUUCCAGAGGAAGAGUUUGCAGGGGCAGGCCGCGGGGACAUCGCAGCGAUCUUCACAAAAUACUACUGUCAAAACAUUGAGGCUAUCGGAGACUUUCUACAGCAGAUCUGCCGAGAAGACUUGCUGACCAGGCUUCCCAUGAUGCAAUCCUUUUGUCCAGCAGACAGUGGCUUUUUCAAGGGUACUCUGAAGAUCAAGGAAGUUCCACUUGCCAUUUUCCCAGAGAAACAAGCCACGAUCACCUCCUUCCUGGGGCAUGUGUUUUCUAAUGGACAGAUCCUGGCUCAGGCCUUCUUGUACACAGUUCGCCCAGGAGAACCCAUGGAGCUGGACUAUCUCAUUGAGAGGUCUGCUGUCCAACUACCCUCCGAUGCAGAUCAGUUGAAGUAUCUGGUGAAAAAGCCUCUCACAAAAUUCAUACAGUUGCAAGUGUCGUACAUCAGCAUUGAACAGAUAGGUGUGGAUAUAAGCAGUGUAAAGGGAGAAGUACAAUUGAUCUACAAUGAGUUGAAGAUUGCUAUACUGGAUGGGAGCCCAGAGAAGCUGAAGGCUGCCAUACAGAAACAUGGCUAUAGUGCAAUCAGACUUGUUUUGGGCAAAGAUCUAGAGGAGGGAACCAUGGGUUCCCUGUUACACAUUGCCAGCAGAGAAGGACAUGUGAAGUGUGUGAAUGAACUUCUAGAGAUUGGAGCCGAUGUUAAUGCCCUGGAACAGGAGGGCACACCUUUGUCUCUGGCCUGCCAGUCUGGCCAUACUGAUGUGACUGAACUGCUGCUGGAACAUGAGGCAGACCCGUGGACACGUAUACACAGGCAGGGUACUGCACUGGAGAUUGCCUCUCGCCAUGGACACAUGUCAGUUAUCAAUAUCAUGCUGGAAAACUAUCCAGAUCUGGUGAGCUCCCCAUCCACACUGACUGUCCAGCUGUAUGCUGCCUGCUGUGGAGGACACUUGCCUGUUGUGCAGUUCUGGCUUGCUAAUGGAGCCAGGCUCACAUCCUCUGAUGAACCAACACCUCUGUAUGGGGCAUGUUCAGGUGGCCAUGUUGAAGUUGCCAGGUUCCUUGUGGACUGUGGUGUUUGUGUGACUCAGAAUGAAGUAGACUCCUUCCCUGAAGUGUUGGCUCUGACCAUGGAGAAGUACAUCUCAGCCAAGGACAACAGGACAUCUCCACCUGGGGAGAACCCACCUCAGCAGCUUGUUGCAAAGUGGAGACAGCGUCAUCUGUACGCCAUGCAUGAGACGUGGCUCCAACAUCAUACUGACACUUUGGUGGAGAUUGACCUGUCCCACAAUGCACUGUGCAGCAUCCCAGCCAUCCUACCAUGGGGAAUGAACAAACUGGAAAGGCUAAACCUAUCCCACAAUGCACUUGGUGCUCUGUCUCUUCCAGAGGGUAGAGAAGAGUCUAAUGACAUUCUCUGCUUAAGAAUGGUGGACAUGGAUGUCUCACACAACAGACUUCAGUGGAUCCCUCCCCAACUGUUCCUCAUCCCCAGCCUGGAGAAACUCAACCUCUCCAACAACCAACUCAAGUCUCUGGAGUAUGCACUGGAGGAUGAGAUUGCUGAUCUGUCCAACAGGCCAACUCCUGGCAGUGGUACCAGGUGGAGGUGUGAGAAGCUGAAGAUCCUGGAUGUGUCCCACAAUCAGGUGACAGAACUGCCAGAGGCCAUCAAAAACAGCAAAGACUUGAGCAGGCUGAUCCUCAACCACAACAAGGUCAAGGUGCUGCCCAAUCCAUGGGGAUGUCCUCUGGAUGUCCUUGAUGCCUCCUCUAACCUCUUGCGGACCUUACCUGCCAGCCUGGAGUUUUUCUGGUCCGACACAUUAAGGUACCUCAUCCUGAAGAACAACAAGUUGGAUGAGAUACGUUGGGAGGUCUGCAGGCUGAAGGCCCUGACAGAGUUGAACGUUAGCCACAACAGACUGGAAAAGUUUCCGAAGCCAGAACACUGGAAAUGUCCCUACUUGACCUCUCUGGACAUCAGUCACAACAAACUGACCAACGGAUCAUUACCUGAGUCCCCCAGCACACCUGGCCCUGAGGAAAAGAAGAAGAAGUGGAAGCUCUUUGGAAAGAAGAAAUCAACAGGGGAGGUGGAGAGGCCCAAGUCUGCCAUGUUCUAUAACGAGGAUGACCACUAUUCUAAGGAGAUUGAAUUUCCAGAUAUUUUCAUUCCCAGGUUACAGACCCUCCUGAUGAAUGAUAACAACCUGCAGUCAGUGCCCAGCAGUAUCUGCAAGUUAACACGGCUUGAAGUGUUGGACCUCAGCAAUAACCCGGACCUGCAUGAGCUGCCCCUUGCCCUGGGGAACCUGCGUCAGUGCUGGCAGCUGGGGUUGGAUGGCCUGUCCCUGCACCAUGUCCCCAGCCAUGUCAGACCUGUGCGAGACCUGCUGGCAUUCCUGAGAGCACAGCUUAGAAUGUCAGAACCCUGCAACAAGGUCAAGCUCAUGUUGGUUGGAAAAGAGGGUACAGGAAAAACCACUGUGCUUGAUGUGUUGAUGGGAAGGCCUGCCCAGCAGAACAUGCCCACCAACGGAGUACAGGUUGGUCAGUGGUGCUGCCUUCCCCCAAGGAGAAGAUCUGCUGGACUAUUCAACAGCUUGCCUCGAGAUGCUAAGCUGCAAGCUCCAGAAGUCAUCUUUAACACCUGGGAUAUGGGAGGCCAAGAGGUGUACUACCCCACCCACCAGUGUUUCCUGUCCCAGAAUACACUGUUCCUGGUCACCUACAACCUUACCCUGAGGGAGAAAGGCAUCAGCAACCUCAAGCCCUGGCUGCUCAACAUACAGGCUCGAGCACCAAACUCUUAUGUCAUCAUUGUUGGCACAUUUUUGGAUUGUGUUCCAAAGAACGAGAGGGCUGGACAGGUGGCUGCCAUGAGAGAGAUGAUUCGUCAGAAGUACCUCGAGCCUGUCAAGGGUUUCCCUGAUAUCAGAGCUAUACAGGAGGUAUCGUGCAGUACUGGGGAGGGUGUGGAGGAGUUGAGGCAGGCGGUGUAUGAAGUCGCAUGCAACAUGAAGGACAAAGACACCGGGGAGAAGCUAGUGGGCAGAAAGGUUCCAAGGAGCUACCUUGAGCUGAUGAAGGCAGUAGAGGAGGAGGCCCAGUUCAGACUAGAGACUGAGAGACUCCCUGUGCUGAAUGAGGAGGAAACAGAGUUCUCUGCCCUAGUGCAGAACCUGCCUGAUAAUGACAUCACCACCAAAGAGGACAGGGAGCUUGCUGUAAGGUUCCUGCAUGAGAUUGGCUCCGUGGUCCACUUCAGUGACCACCUGCGUGGGCUGGACUCUCUCUACUUCCUGGACCCAUCAUGGCUCUGUGACAUGUUAGCCAAGGUCCUGACUGUGGAGGAGAUCAACCGCUAUGUACAGAACGGUCGCCUCCACAAAAACAAUGUGCCCUUCCUGUUCAAGGACUCGCGCUUCCCUGAGCAGUUCAUCCCCAAGUACCUCCAGCUGCUGGAGAGGUUUGAGAUCGCCAUGGCUGUGGACGACCAGGAGCUACUCGUCCCCUCCCAGCUGCCCCAGGGAGCCCCAGCUGCUACUGAGUAUGUGUCCCGUAAGCUGCUGCGGAGGUACUACCGCAUGGUGUACGUCCCCAGUGGCUUCUGGAGCAGGCUAAUCUCCAGGUUAAUCAUCGGGCUGGAGCGAAUCAACAGGCAGGAAAGAAAAAGCCAACUGCAGCAAAAGCUUGCCUCUUGGAAGGAGUCCAGGGUGAUCAAGCGCCACCCCAGUAAGAGCUUCAAACUGCAGCUCCAGAGGAGCUACUACUGGAGGGAGGCUAUGGAGGUGGUGUACCAGGGAGGGGAGGUCAGAGUACAGUCCCUGUCCAGUAGUGCUGGCAUGGACCCAUUAGGGAUGGAUGGGGUGGAGAUCAUUGUCAAGUCUGAGACAAAUGACUUCUCAGUCAUGGGUUUUAUUGCUGACCAGAUCGACAUCCUGAUCAUGGAGUGGUUCCCAGGUUUAAAGCAGGAGGUGGAUGAUGAGGGCCGGCCACUGGUACAGUGUGUCAUCCCCUGUCCCGAGUGUCUCCGCAGACAUCCUCACAGGUGCUCUGCAGUGGGAGACCCAAAGGACCCCAACAGACCCCAUGAGUUCAUGUUAGAAGGAUGUGGGUUGGUGGCCUUGCAAGAAGACACAGUGGAGUGUCCCAAACACCCUGACACCCCUGUCCAGUUGGCAGAACUCGUGCCAGACCUCCUCCUGGUAGACUUGCCAGAGAAACUGGUCAUGCAGCAGGAAGACUUACAGGUGGAGUUUACAGGGGAACACCUGCUGGGUGUAGGAGGCAUGGGAGGGGUUUACAGAGCACUGUACAAGGGGCAGGAGGUGGCAGUUAAGUGUUUCCACUCAGAGGAGAAAAUCAGAAGAGCUGCAGCCUCAGCAAGCAGUCGAGAGAGUAGGGGGAGUGAGGACACAGAGAGUCCUAUUAGUUCUGCCAGCAGCGCACCCAGUUUUGAUGGACAACUUCUGCGGACCCUUCAAGGCACCCAGGCAGUCAAGGCCUUCUCUGAGCUGCGGCGGGAGGUGAUUGUUCUGCGGAAGCUGCACCAUCCCUGCGUGGUGUCGCUCCUGGGGGUGUCCAGGCGACCUCUCUGUCUUGCCAUUGAGCUGGCCCCCAUGGGGAGUCUGAGGUCGGUCUUGGAUGCCAAGCAGGAGGAACGAGGAAACUGGACUGUGGAGAAGAACGCCGGAGCUCCGUUUGGCCUGCUCCUGGAGAGAGACAUCACAUACAAGAUUGCCCUGCAGGUGGCGUCAGCCCUGAAGUACAUCCAUGACAGGGAGAUCGUCUACUGUGACCUGAAGUCGGACAAUGUGCUGGUGUGGAGCCUGGACCCACAGGUGCCCAUCAAUGUCAAGAUCUCUGACUACGGAAUAUCCCAGUUCAGCUCUCCACAGGGCGUGCUCAGUAGUGAUGGGACCCCGGGGUUUCAGGCUCCUGAAGUCCGUCCUGGCAUGGUGUAUGACUUUAAGGUUGAUAUUUUCUCCUAUGCAAUGCUCCUAUACGAGUUGUCUACGGGCCUGCGUCCCCUGGGUCAGUACACCAGUGGCCUGGAGAUUGCCCAAGCCCUCCGGGAAGGUGUCCGUCCCUCUCUUUCAGACCGCAACAUCAGCAUCAAUUUCCCCUGUCUGGAGAUGCUCAUGAGAAAGUGCUGGGUGGCUGACCCUCAACGCAGGCCCGCCAUAAGGGACGUAAUUGAGCAGCUGAAGGACAUGACGUUCAUCAGUCAGCAGAGAGUGAUAGAACUGAACAGGCAGCUUGUUAGUAGCAUGCUGCCCUUACAGGCACAGGACGGCAGAGACACUGUGAGUGUAUGGGGAGGGGAGGGGGGCAGAAGAACCUACAGUGUUGUAGAUGUGGAGCAGGAGGUUUUCAGGAUUGACCAGAAGAAACUUCCCGGAGCAAACGUCUACUGCAUGGCUGGAGUUGGUGCCAACAUCUGGGCAGGCACUGGGGCAGGUGAGAUCGAGGUGUAUGGACACAGGAGGACAGUGGGACUACAAGACCACCUGUGGACCAUCAGAUGUUCACCAGGUAACCAGGUGCUCUCACUCCUGGGUCACCAGGUGGAGGAAGUAGAGAACCUGUCAUCAGUAAAGCAGAGAAAGAAGAGGAAGUACCAGGAGGUGUAUGUUGGGCUCAAUAAUGGUACCUUGAGGCUGUACAGGAGAGCCGUCCCUGACAACAUGGACCAUGAUGAUGACAACAUCAGCAGAACAGAGUCAAUGGUUGUUGCUCAGGAGGAAUCAGAGUGGGAAGAGGUCAAGGAAAUUGUUCUUGGUGACAACCCAGAGGAGAGAGUGACAUGUAUGGCACUGGUCAACAAUAAUAAGGAGUUGUGGGUGGGAUGUGGUGGAACUAUUGUCAUCAUUGGCACAGCAACCAAGCUCAAGGAGCACAGUGUUGAGUUGUUUUACAAUUCCCUGAUCCAGCUAAGGUGCCAUGAGAACAGGGUUUGGUGCUUUGAACGUGGAUCUGCCAAAGUCCUUGAGCUAGACCCCAGCAGCCACCAACAGGUCAGGGAGUUCUCAUGCGAAGGAGACCAAGUCACAGUAGGCUCCAUACUCGUGGUGAAGGACACACUGUGGGUGGGAACAAGCACUGGUGAUGUCCAGGUGUUCAACAUCAACCCUGACUCCCCCCACUAUGACAUUGGACAGCUCCUAGCAACUUUGAAGACUGAGCCACCAGAGCAGGGAUGUGACUAUGGAAGUAUCCAACAUAUGACAGCUGUGGGGGGGAACAAGGUGGUGUAUGCAAGGGACCAGAUACGAAAUGCCGACAGCCGUAUGUGGUAUCAAAUGGUGACAUGGGGAGCCAUGGGUACACACGACAUACACAGAGUACAAAGUUUCUGGAAUGAGCUAAGGCAGGCAGAAAGAGAAAUAUUAAAAGAGUGACAUAGGACAGUGGAAGCUUGAAAUACUUCAGAAUAAUCAGUCUAUAAUUUUAACAUUACCAGCUGGUAUGCCUGUACAGAUGUUGUGAACCACAUGUUAUAUGUACAUACUGUGCAACAUGUAGUGCAUUUUGUGUGACAUGUCAAAACUAUAAUAGUACUUCUGGGUACAACCAAUUAUAUAAUUUUGGAAAAUCUAUUAUGUAUAAUUGUACAUGAUAUUAUAUGAUGUAUAAUUGGACUACUCCCUAGGGAUAAAAAUAUACAUAAAAAUAUAAACUUAAUCAGGUAAAGCAUUCUUGAAACUAGAAAGGCAGAUAUUACAAAUACAGCACAUUUCAAUCCAUACUUUCAUUCCAAAACAGACUGUUCCAUAUCAACCUUAUGAUUCCAUGUACUCAGAUAUACAUGUAGUGCUCCUCAAUAAUAUUAUCAAGCAUUUCCAUACCACCAUGUAGUCCUCUAGUGCUUUAUAGUUGCCCGUAUACACUUUUUUUAGUAAAAUAUCCUCGGAACUCCCAUUGCGGCAUGUUUGUCCUUUAAGUUUAGGUCACUUCUUAACAAAUUUGACACCUCAGGUCACAUCAUUUAGCCAUAUUAUGUCUACUGUCUAGAAGUGAUGUAGACCAGAUGGUGAAUUUGUUACUACCGGGUACUACAUGACCAUGACCUCAAAUAACCUGCAGUUAGAAGUGUUUUCUCUAAUUGUGCAAGCAGGGCAAUCAAUGUCUGCAUUUAAAGAUAUGUACAUGUACAUGAUGUAUUGAAAUUUUGUAUAUAAUAAACUUGCAGAAAAUUUUA
Branchiostoma belcheri (Belcher's lancelet) is the source of this 7930-nucleotide messenger RNA. Its product is annotated as leucine-rich repeat serine/threonine-protein kinase 1-like. The record is from RefSeq and is a predicted model, not a curated record. Gene Ontology annotation, biological process: protein phosphorylation. Bases 489 to 7130 code for a protein of 2213 amino acids. NCBI's taxonomy places the organism in Eukaryota, Metazoa, Chordata, Leptocardii, Amphioxiformes, Branchiostomatidae. Gene Ontology annotation, molecular function: protein kinase activity; ATP binding; protein binding. The transcript is spliced from 40 exons.